Molecule: messenger RNA, 2325 nt
Organism: Ectocarpus sp. CCAP 1310/34
Lineage: Eukaryota; Phaeophyceae; Ectocarpales; Ectocarpaceae
Source: the annotation of a GenBank genome assembly
AUGUGGGAUCAUAACUUGUAUCUUGCGUGGGGAACCCACACGGAGCCGCGAGGGGGGUCAGGCGGGUUUCUACAGGCACCUGAAGAUGAUCGACGUCGAAGAACAUCAAGGACGAGGACGGCAAGGUCCUUCGGAACCCCAUGUUUAUUCGCCAACGGUGGGCACGGUGGUUCCACAAGCUUCUCAGCACACGCCAAGUCGCCGACCAUUGACCUGCAUGCGGCUGACAAGGUCAAGCGGUGGCCCACGUGCGUGCCACUCGACGACAUCCCAUCUCCACUUGAGGUUGAGGAAGCGGUACAGGAAAUGGCCAACAGAAAGGCCGUCGGGCCGGACGACCUACCGGCUGAGCUGAUCAAGCUUUUCCUGGACGGAGAUCAAGUGCUGUUCAAUAAGGGGGACACGAUGGAGUGCGGCAACUACCGGGGUAUCUCUCGCGUCGCACACGCCGGCGAGGUGCUGCUUAAGGUCGUCGCUACACCACUGAGCCACUACUGCGAGCGAGAGGGCAGCCUCCCGGAGGAGGAGGAGCAGAGCGGUUUCCGCCCACACCGGUCGACGCUCGACAUGCUGUUCGCCAUUCAGCGGCUCCAUGAGCUCGCGAGGAAGAAGAGUACUGCGGUGUUCGCGUGCUUCGUCGAGCUCACCAAGGCAUACGAUUCGGUGGACCGAGACCUACUGUGGGACGUGCUCCGACGCUUCGGCGUGCCCCCGAAGAUGCUGGCGGUCAUUCGCCACUUCCACGAGGGCAUGAGGGCGCGCGUCCGAACGGACGACGGGCAGUACUCGGAAUGGUUCGACGUGGGCCAAGGCCUCCGACAGGGAUGCAACCUGGCCCCGCUUCUGUUCAACUUGUUCUUGGCCGCGAUGCUCAUGGUCGCCGUGGCCGAGUUCGAUAAGGACCCCAAGGUGACGGCGGACAUGGACAAGAUCGGGACACAAGUGGAGUACACGGGCAAGAAGGGCAGGUCGGCGGGGAAGAAGACGACGGUGGCGACGGACGCGGAGGCCCUCUUCGUCAACCCUAAGUGGAGUGCCCUUGUUGUCUUUGUAGAGACUGUAGUGCUUGAGGAUAACUCCGACAACGUAAUCGACCCGGGUUUGAUCCAACAUUCGACCUCGCCCUUCUCGAGCCCUUUGGUAGUCAUACCGAAGAAAUCUGGUGGUGUUCACAUCACCGUCAAUUGUCGUAAGCUCAACAAGCUUUGUGCUUUGAGUCAGCUUCCGAUUCCUCGAGUCGAUGAUACUUUGGACAAGUUGUUGAAAGGGCGAAUUGAUUCCCUUUUCGACAUGAAAUCUUCGUUCCACCAAAAUACGGUGCAUCGCCAUACAAUCCCUUUAACGGCAUUCGUGACAUCUUCAGGGCUUUUCGAGUGGUUGAAGAUGCCUCAAGGCAGUUCGGCUGCCCCUGGGUGGUUUUGCAAAGUUGUCAACGAAGUCAUCAAAAAUCUCCACGGUGUUGCAUCGUACUUGGAUGAUUUGAUCGUCUUUGAUGACACCCCUGCUACUCAUGUUGGUACCAUGCGCGCACUCUUUGAACGCUUGCGUACGCACAACUUGAAACUCACGCCUCCGAAAGCUACUAUUGGCGCUACCAAAGCAGACUUCCUCGGACACACCAUCUCCCCUGACGGCGUUAGGCCUAACGGUACCAAGGUUUCGGCCCCCACCAAAAUUCCUAUGCCCAGGGAUGUCAACCAACUGCGUUCCCUUCUCGGUGGUCUCAGCUACUACCGUAAGUUCCUCCCCAACAUGGCUAAACGCAUUCGACCUCUGACUACUCUACUCAAGAAGCAGGAGAAGUUUAUCUUCACCCCUUCCAUGGAGCAAGCCGUUCGCGUUUUGUUAGCUGAGUUGGCCAAUCCCCCUGUUUUGGUUUAUCCAGAUUGGGAUGCUGUUUCAGACGGCUCGCGACCUUUUCAUCUUUACUGUGAUGCUAGUCGCGAUGGGUUUGGUGGGACUCUCGAACAAGAACAGCCAGAUGGUUCCAUUCGCCCAAUUGUCUUCAUCAGUCGGGCUACUUUGAACUCAGAACGCCACUGGACUCCCCUCGAUCUCAAAGCGGGUAGCAUGGUGUGGUGUAUCAAGCGCCUUCGCGGCUACUUGUGGGGUACAAAAGUUCGCAUUUUUACCGACCACAAAUCUCUCGAGGAUUUUCUAAGGUGGGGGAGAACAAUGCCCGCGUUCAGCGCUGGCUGGAAUUUCUUACCGCCUACAAUUACACUCUCGAGUAUCGCAAGGGUUCCGCAAAUGGCAACGCUGAUUUCCUCUCACGCCUCCCAGUCGCUGCGGCUGAAUGCGACCGUUCGGGUCGCAGCCGUCUGA